Molecule: messenger RNA, 330 nt
Organism: Aspergillus versicolor CBS 583.65
Lineage: Eukaryota; Fungi; Ascomycota; Eurotiomycetes; Eurotiales; Aspergillaceae
Product: cupin domain-containing protein
Exons: 1
Source: RefSeq, a predicted model, not a curated record
AAGUUCAGCGGCGACGUGUACUUCCACCACCUCCACAAAGACCAGCAUGUCUCAAUCCUCGAUGUCAAGUUUUCACCCUGUGCCCGCACAGACUGGCAUUGGCACGAAAAGGGCCAGCUGCUCGAAGUAACCACCGGCUCUGGGUGGGUAUGCGACAAAGGAGAGGAGCCCCGGAGAAUCAAAGCGGGCGACAUUGUUUGGUGUCCCCCUGGGGUUGCCCAUUGGCACGGUUCAGAUGACAGCAGUUUGAUGAUCCAUCGUGCAGUUUCAUUUGGUGGUAUGGAAUGGUACGAUCCAGUCUCUGCGGAGGAUUUGAAGGGUACCCAUUAA